AUGAAUGGUCAGCUUUGGUGCACGUUCCAUGAGAAACCUCUGGUGAAGGGAGCCUGCCAGAAGACUCUUGCUGCCCUGAAACUGGAUUACUUGGAUCUCUACCUCAUCCACUGGCCUUUUGGAUUUAAGGCAGGGGAGGAGCUGUUUCCCACAGAUGACAAAGGCAUGUCUGUACCCAGCAACACAGAUCUGCUACACACGUGGGAGGCCAUGGAAGAGCUGGUGGAUGCUGGUCUGGUAAAAGCCAUUGGAAUCUCCAACUUCAACCACGAGCAGAUUGAGAGAAUCUUGAACAAGCCGGGACUGAAAUACAAGCCUGCAAAUAACCAGAUUGAAUGCCAUCCAUACCUUACCCAGGAGAAGCUGAUCAACUAUUGCCAAUCUAAAGGGAUUGCUGUGACAGCAUAUUGUCCCCUUGGACGCCCUGACAGAAGUACACCAGAGGAGCCGACCCUUCUGGAUGACCCCAAGAUUAAAGAGAUCGCAGCCAAGCACAACAAAACCCCAGCACAGGUUGUCCUUCGGUUUCAGAUCCAGAGAAAUGUGAUUGCCAUUCCCAAGUCUGUCACACCACAGCGUAUUGUGGAGAACUUCAAGGUGUUUGACUUUGAAUUGACCAAAGAGGAGAUGGCAACAAUUUUGAGCUUAAACAGAAACUGGAGAAUCUGUGAAAUGAUCACGUGCAAAACUCACAAGGAAUACCCUUUCAAUGUGGAAUACUGAGGACAGCUUUCUCCUGCCUUCCUCCAGACCUCUGGGGUCUAAUGAGCUUCUACUGUGGCCUGGAGCUGUCCACUAUGUAGCUUGCAAACUGUAUCUGUCCUGCUGCUGCUAGCAAAGAUGCAGUAUACAUACCUAAGUGAC
Molecule: messenger RNA, 864 nt
Organism: Struthio camelus australis
Lineage: Eukaryota; Metazoa; Chordata; Aves; Struthioniformes; Struthionidae
Source: RefSeq, a predicted model, not a curated record